AUGGCCGAGUCCAACUUCGCACACCUGCUGCCGCCGUCCUGGACCAAGCACGUGCAGCUCUGGCUGGAGGACGACAUCCCGAGCUUCGACGUCGGUGGCUUCGUGGUCGGCGAGGCCGAGGAGACGGCGCUGCUGCUGGGCAAGUCCGAGGGCGUGCUGGCCGGCGUGCCGUUCUUCACCGAGGUCUUCCGCGCGCUCGACUGCAAGGUCGAGUGGCUGCUGCAGGAGGGCGACGAGGUGAAGCCCAGCAGCGUGCCCGGCGGCAAGGUGCCGGUGGCCAGGGUCACGGGCAAGUGCCGCCAGCUGCUGCUGGGCGAGCGCACGGCGCUCAACAUCCUCACGCGCGCCAGCGGCGUGGCCACGCAGGCCAAGCGCUCGGUGGAGCAGGCGCGCGCGCUGGGCUGGAACGGUCACGUGGCCGGCACGCGCAAGACCACGCCCGGCUUCCGCCUCGUGGAGAAGUACGCGCUGCUCGUGGCCGGCGCCGCCACGCACCGUCACGACCUGUCGCAGAUGGUCAUGCUCAAGGACAACCACGUGUGGGCCGCCGGCAGCAUCACCAAGGCCGUGCACAAGGCCAAGCAAGCCGCCGGCUUCUCCAUGAAGAUCGAGGUCGAGUGCCGCCGCAUCGAGGAGGCGCAGGAGGCUGCCACGGCCGGCGCCGACAUCGUCAUGCUCGACAACUUCGAGCCCGAGCAGCUCAAGGCCACGGCCGCCGAGCUCAAGAAGCAGUUCCCGCACCUGCUCAUCGAGGCCAGCGGCGGCAUCACGCCCGCGACGCUCGGCCAGUACGUGUCGCCGCAUGUGGACAUCGUGAGCCAGGGCAAGCUGACGCAGGGCUACCCGUGCCUCGACUUCUCGCUCAAGAUCCAGAAGGCCGACGGCGUGCUGGAGCAGUAA
Phytophthora sojae is the source of this 900-nucleotide messenger RNA. RefSeq lists its product as hypothetical. The transcript is spliced from 2 exons. The coding region runs from base 1 to 900 and encodes 299 amino acids. The record is from RefSeq and is a predicted model, not a curated record. Lineage: Eukaryota; Oomycota; Peronosporomycetes; Peronosporales; Peronosporaceae. Gene Ontology annotation, cellular component: cytoplasm. Gene Ontology annotation, biological process: NAD+ biosynthetic process; quinolinate catabolic process. Gene Ontology annotation, molecular function: nicotinate-nucleotide diphosphorylase (carboxylating) activity.